Momordica charantia (bitter melon) is the source of this 3520-nucleotide messenger RNA. RefSeq lists its product as uncharacterized. NCBI's taxonomy places the organism in Eukaryota, Viridiplantae, Streptophyta, Magnoliopsida, Cucurbitales, Cucurbitaceae. The record is from RefSeq and is a predicted model, not a curated record. Gene Ontology annotation, cellular component: nuclear pore.
ACCUGCUUUGCUUUUUCUGCUGCUUCCGUGAAUGCUACUGACGGUAGUGGUUUGGCCUUUUCUUUUUGGAGGUUAAUGUCUUCUUCUUGCUAGAUCUCUUGAGCUUCUUUCGCAGCUUUGCUAUUUGCAUUUUGUUUUGGAUGUGGCUCGAGUUCGCUUUUGGAGUGGGGAUGGUUUUUGAACUUUUCGGUUGUGUUUCUCGGAAUCGAGAGCGUUUCUGUGAUGCAUUGUGUGAUGGUUUUUUGUCAAAAAUUUGGAAAUCUCUCCUUCGCUGCUGUUUUGUUGCUUGUUAGAUCAUCGUUGUUGAGUUGCAUAGGAGCUUCAGAGCUACAGAGUAUGGGAUUUCUUUUGUAAUUGCUGUUACUCUGAGUCUCCUACCUUUUUGGAUUUGAAUUGAAGUUUUAUUGCCGUAAAUCCUGAAUUCGAGUCGGCGUCUGCCAUUUCUGACUUUGAGAUUUCGCCGGAUUAAGUACACGACGAAGGGCAACUGCUGAUCUAUUGAGUUGAUUUCAUUCGGAAACUCUGUUUGGUCACAAAUUCCCAUUGUGAUUCACUUCGAUCUAUUUUGCCUUUUAUCCAUUUCGCAGAUUCAUAAAUCUAUUGGCGACUUUGGUAAUUAUUUGACUUCUCAAGGAAGGAGUAAAGAAUAAUAAUAUCUUUUUUGUGUCACCCACAUACAUAGAGAUUUCCUCUCUACAGUUUCAUAAGAGGUUUUUAAGUUAGUAUGAUUCUGAGAGUUGCACUGGUGCCAUAAGUUACCUGUAAACUGUGAGGAUUUAGCUUCUGAAGGGUUGUUGGAAUUGAUUUGAUAACUUCACAGUGAUCCCAAUUGAUAACCUUCCUCUUUCUCACUGCUUCAUUUGUUUAUUGUUGCAAGUUCGAAUCUGUUAAAAAUGAAGGAGAUUGACAAGAGGAAAACACCUAUUAAGAACCAGAGUAAACGAACUCCAAGACUGGAGAGGAAAGAACGCAGACCACAUCAAGAGAAUAUUAGCAAACCUGUGGAUGCUAAAGAAACCGUAUCUAAAUCGUUGGAUAUGAAGCCUAACAACUUAGUAAGCGAGUCAGACAAAGACAUGAAACCCUUAGAGGUUCAGCAAGACUUGGCAAUAGAUCAUGUUGCUGAGGCCAACAAGGUUGAGGAGACUCAUCUGCAUUCUAAAGCUAAUGCGAUUGGUGGCAGAGAGAAUGUGAACGGGGUCGUAGAUGACAAAUGUAAUGUGUUGGAGAAAGAUCUAAAUCACAUGAAGGAAGAAGUUUCAGAUUCAGAAACCACGGCAGAUUCGAUUUCAUCAACAAGUGAUUCGACGACAACAAAGGAAGAGAAAAUAGAAAAAACAUCAAAUUUUCCUGAAGAUAUUUUAGAAGAUAACAGUUCAGAUUGCUCUCUUCACAAUUCAAUUGAACAAUUUGAUCGUGGUAUAAAUAAAUCACAGUCCAAGGAAUUAUCUUGCACUCAAAAGAAAACAUCAAAUUUGGAAAGAGAGCCUUCCAGAGUUAAAAACAAGAAUUCUUCCAAAAGCAAUUCUAAAAGUGCAAAAAUUGUGCCUAAGCCUUCAUCAGAUUCUUCUGAAGGAACUGAUUACCAGAUUGUUGAUGAGGUAAAGGAUAUUGAAGUCUUGGAUGAGGCACUAAAUGGAGUUUUGAGCAUUAGAAAUGGUCCUGAUACCAAUGGUGACCAUGAUGAUCAAGCUGCUUGUGAACAAAAAAUUGAAGAAUUGGAAAAUAGAAUUGAUAAACUUGAAGAGGAAUUGAGAGUUGUUGCGGCUCUUGAAAUGUCUCUGUAUUCAGUGGUGCCAGAGCAUGGGAGCUCUGCACACAAAGUGCAUACACCUGCUCGACGCCUAUCCAGAAUUUACAUUCAUGCCUGCAAACAUUGGUCUCAAGACAAGCGAGCCACAGUUGCAAAGAACAUUGUAUCAGGGCUAGUUUUAAUUGCUAAAUCAUGUGGGAGUGAUGUUCCGAGGUUAACCUUCUGGCUAUCAAACGCUAUUGUGAUGAGGGAGAUAACAGCUAAAACAUUUAGUAGCAUGCGUAGCACGAGUCCAAUGAAAAAUUUUGUUGAUUCCAACAACAGUAGCCAGGGAAAUGGAGGGAAGCCAACUACUUUUCAAUGGAGGAAUAUUUAUGGCAGUAAACAAGUAAAUAAAUAUAUCCAGCUUGUAGAGGAUUGGCAAGAGACAGGAACAUUUAUGGCUGCAUUAGAAAAAGUUGAAUCCUGGAUCUUUUCUCGGAUGGUUGAGUCUGUUUGGUGGCAGUCUUUGACACCGAAUAUGCAACCUCGAGACGCAUCCAAAAGUAAAGGCAGAGAACGGUUAUUGGGACCUCCCCUAGGCGAUCAGCAGCAAGGGAACUUUUCGAUUAACCUGUGGAGAAGUACUUUCCAGGAUGCUUUUCAACGACUCUGUCCUGUCCGAGCAAGCGGUCAUGAGUGUGGUUGUCUUCCUGUGCUUGCAAGAAUGGUUAUGGAACAGUGUGUUGCCAGGCUAGAUGUGGCCAUGUUUAAUGCUAUUCUCCGUGAGUCUGCCCAUGAGAUUCCAACCGAUCCUGUCUCGGAUCCUAUUGUUGAUGCCAAAGUUCUUCCCAUACCUGCUGGAGAUUUGAGCUUUGGAUCUGGCGCACAACUUAAAAAUUCUGUUGGAAAUUGGUCUAGAUGGUUAACUGACAUGGUUGGUAUCGAUGCCGAUGAUUCUUCGAUAGAUCAACAGGGCAGUGAUGACGACAUUAGACCAGAUGGAGAUGGACGACCAAAAUCAUUUCCUCUUCUUAAUUCAUUGAGUGAUCUCUUGAUGCUCCCAAAAGACAUGCUUACAGACCGUUCAAUCAGACAGGAGGUAUGCCCAUCGAUUGGUCUCUCGCUGAUUAAGAGGAUACUUUGUAAUUUUACUCCAGACGAGUUCUGCCCGGAUCCCGUUCAAGGAACUGUCUUGGAGUCCCUUAAUGCCGAGAGUAUUGUCGAACGGCGAUUAUCGGGAGGCUUCGGCAGGAACUUCCCAUACACAGCUGCUCCAGUUGUUUAUAUUUCUCCUUCAACAUCUGAUGUGUCAGAAAAAGUUGCAGAGGCUGGAGGAAAGUCCCACUUGGAAAGGAACAUCUCCAUGAUUCAGAGGAAGGGAUAUACAAGCGACGAAGAACUAGAGGAACUGGAUUGUCCUCUUUCAUCCAUCGUCGAUAAAUCGACUUCAUCUCCGACGAACAAUGCUCAUGGAAAUGGCCGACAUGAAGAGGAUACGACGUUAAUAACCAACACGAGGUACAAACUCCUUCGAGAAGUAUGGUCUCUAUGAUGAAUUCUCAAAUUAGUCUUGUAUUUAUUGCAUACGUAUAUAUUGUUUCCUUGUGAAAGUUGAAGUUGAAUGAGAAAAAUACCAAAAUGAAAUAGAAUUGAGAGGAGGGGGAAUAGUAAAGAUUCUCAUAGAGAUUAUCAGGUUAUCUGAGCCAAAUUUUCUUGUAUAUUGGAUUUGAGUAUUUGUUCUUAUAUAUAAAUCAUGAACAAAUAUACAAUCUGCAAUUUGUCUCC